AAUGUGGGGUUUAUUUCACGGACAGUGACGGAGUAAAGACAUGUUGAAGUUUACCUUCGAGUCUGGUUUAGUUAAUUCAGUAUAAAAUCCUAAAUAUAGGAUUGAACAAGAGAGGCCUGUAAAACAUGCACAAUGACUACGCUGAUAUGACGCUCACGAACAUUUCCUGCCUCAUCACAUAAUCCAGACCAAACUCACUCGGAAAGUGGACACAUUUUUCUUCUUGCUCUACGAGACCUCACAAGUUCUUUUCAGCCAAACAGGAAAUCAGUUCCAGAUCUACCCAGCCUACCAUGUCUGAACCAGGUUCUGGUUGUGGUGUUCCAGCCCAGAGAAGCUCACAGCCUGGUCCAGAGUUGCUGUCAGUGAAGCUGGGGGACUGCAGUCAAACAGUGGAACUCAAUGUGAUUGUAAAGGAGGAGGGCGAGGAGAGAGAAAUCAAUGAGCGGGAGGAGGAAGAGAGAGAGGAGGACAGGAACUCUGUUGACUCAGGAGAGAGCCCCAACCCAGACUCAGUCAACAAGCCCAGUUCCACAGCAUCAAGACUGCCUGGUUGUGGGAGUUACCCCUGUCCUCAAUGUGGGAAGUGUUUCAGUCGAGCAGGAGACCUGAAGACUCAUCAGAGAUCCCACAGUGGAGAGAAGCCUACCUGUACUUUCAAUGUGAUUGUCAAAGAGGAGGACGGUGACUGUACUCCCAAUGUUAUUGUCAAAGAGGAGGAUGAUGAGAAGGAAAAGAGAGGAGUUGAGGAAGAGAAGGAAACUAGUGGUAUAGUUGACCCAGAUACAUCAAGACUUCGUGGUCGUUACCCCUGUCCUCAAUGUGGAAAGAGUUUCAGUUCCUCAGGUAAUCUAAAGAAUCAUCAAAGAGUUCACAAUGGAGAGAAACCUUACCACUGCUCCCAAUGUGGAAAAUGUUUCAGUCGAGCAGGAGACCUGAAGACUCAUCAGAGAUCGCACAGUGGAGAGAAGCCUCACCACUGCUCUCUUUGUGGGAAGUGUUUCAGUCGAGCAGGAGACCUGAAGACUCAUCAGAGAUCGCACAGUGGAGAGAAGUCUGCCAGUACUUUCAAUGUGAUUGUCAAAGAGGAGGAGGAUGAAAAGGAAAUUGAUGAGACGGUAAAGAGAGAAGUUAAGGAAGAGCAGGAACCUAGUGGUGUAGUUGACCCAGAUACAUCAAGACUAUCUGGUCGUGGUCGAUUCCCCUGUCAUCAGUGUGGGAAGAGUUUCCGUUCCUCAGGUAAACUAAAGAAUCAUCAAAGAGUACACACUCGAGAGAAACCAUUUCACUGUGCCACAUGUGGGAAGAGUUUCCGUGAAAAAUUCAACCUCACGAGACAUGAGAAGGUACAUAGUGGGGAGAAGCCUUACCACUGCACCCAGUGCGGGAAAAGCUUCAAUCGCUCUGGAAGUCUUAAGGAACACCAAAGAGUACAUACAGGGGAGAAGCCUUACCACUGCUCUCUUUGUCAGAAGAGUUUUAGUCAGCCAGGAAACCUUAAGAAACAUCAGAGAAUACAUACAGGGGAGAAGCCUUACCGUUGCUCUCUGUGUGGGAAUAGUUUUUGUUUUGCUGGAAACCUAAAGAAUCAUCAGAGAUCACACUGUGGAGAGAAGCCUUACCGCUGCUCUCAGUGUGGGGAGGGAUUCCCUCAACUAAAAAGUCUUAAAAGUCAUCAGAAAAUACAUAUUGGAGAGACGUCUCCCUCUACUUUCAAUGUGAUUGUCAAAGAGGAGGAUGGUGACUGUACUUUCAAUGUGAUUGUCAAAGAAGAGGAGGAUGGGAAGAAAAUGAGAGAAGUUGAAGAGGACAACAACAACAGGGGUGUAGUUGACCCAGAUACAUCAAGAUUGCCUGAUCGGGGUCGUUACCCCUGUCCUCAAUGUGGAAAGAUUUUCAGUUCCUCAAGUAAUCUUAAGAAUCAUCAAAGAGUACACACUGGAGAGAAACCUUUCCUCUGCUCCCAAUGUGGGAGGAGUUUCAGUGAGAAAGUAAACCUUAAGAGACACGAAAGAGUACAUAGUGGAGAGAAGCCUUACCACUGCACCACAUGUGGGAAGAGCUUCAAUCAUUCAGGAAGUCUUAGAGAUCAUCAGAGAAUUCAUACAGGGGAGAAACCUUACCACUGCUCACUUUGCGGAAAUAAUUUUCGUUUUGCAGGAGACCUAAAGAAUCAUCAGAGAUCACACAGUGGAGAGAAGCCUUACCAAUGUGCUCGGUGUGGAGAGGGAUUCACUCAGCUAAGAAGUCUAAAAAGUCAUGAGAGAAUAUCCAUUGGAGGGAAGCCUGCCUGUGCUUUCAAUGUGAUUGUCCAAGAAGAGAAAGAAGUUGAGGGAGAGGAGAGUGAUGUGAAAUAAACGUGAAGUGAGGAUAUAUAAGCUAACUAUAGGUAUUGAUAUUCACACCUAUCCUUGCAAUGGUGUCAUGGACUGCACCAUUUAGGGCUAUCUGCAUCUUCUUUUACUUCUGAGUGAAUUGGAAGUUCACAAAUGAACUCAACUUGAAUACCACCACCACCUAAUGUGCUGGAGAGUGUAUAAAUCUGACCUUUAUUUUGACAGGGAGUCAAUACUGAGACCGAGGUCUCUUUUCCAGAUGAGGCCUGUAUAGCACCACAAUACACAUUAAUAAUACACAAUAAACACAUGCAGCUACCCAUUCAUAAACAGAAUAUACACAGUGUUCUACACAACAUGACACAAAGUUACACACAAUCAUAAAAAAACAGACAUUCUUUAGCAACAAGGUCCCAUAACAACUGUCUGAAAUGCCCUUUUCCUGCACAACUGUAAAACCAGACUGUAGCCUUGUCACAGCCAGGUCAGCAGUCGGGGUAAUUCCGUAACGUAAUAGUAUCAUCCGUAUUUAGAUGAGAUCGAGACAAGAUCUUUAACAACUAUAGUGGUUGCUGUAAUAGUGCUAUUCCCAGGCCUAAAGCCUUUACAUGAGAUUGAUAUACUGAACAAUACGUUUUCCAUUCACACAAAAAAAGCUUAAUUUGUUUACAUCCUUGUUAUUGAGCUUUUUUUUUUUUUUGUGAAGAUAAUCCAUCCACCUGACAGGUGUGUCAUAUCCAGAAGCUGAUUCAAUAGCAUGGUCAUUACAGCAUGAACAUUGACAAACUGAUGUCCCAGCCUUUAUUAGUCUAGUCAUGGUAAAAACAUGACGUCUGGCCUCCCGAGUGUCACAGCGGUCUAAGGCACUACUGUCUUUCUUUUGAAUGCACAGAGGACACAAUAAACAACAAUAUCUAACUUUAACUACCACAGUAUCAUGUUAAAGGGCAAUUUCACAAUUACAUAUUCAUAAUCUCAAGCACCACCCCCAACAUCAACAUUUGUGAAAAUGGCGCAUUUUUAUAUUUUGCAGUGAGAUAGAUAGAGGAAUGUGUGUUUCCAAUAACAUCAGUGGGAUUUUAACCAAUUAUCAGGAGGCAUUGUUUACUAAUGACCCUACUAAUUGGUUGAUGAUGUCAUCACAUAUGUUGAUGUUGGGGUGGUGCUUGAGAUGAUGAAUAUGUAGUAUGUUUUUUUUUUUUAAAUACAUUAUUUCCUGUUAAAGUAACGUAUGUACAUGACUAACAUGUAAAACAAUAGCAUAGUCUAUAGAGGCCUGUAUACUGGGGGCUGAGUCUAUAGAGGCCUGUAUACUGGGGGCUGAGUCUAUAGAGGCCUGUAUACUGGGGGCUGAGUCUAUAUAUAGUGUAUACUGGGGGCUGAGUCUAUAGAGGCCUGUAUACUGGGGGCUGAGUCUAUAGAGGCCUGUAUACUGGGGGCUGAGUCUAUAUAUAGUGUAUACUGGGGGCUGAGUCUAUAGAGGCCUGUAUACUGGGGGCUGAGUCUAUAUAUAGUAUAUACUGGGGGCUGAGUCUAUAUAUAGUAUAUACUGGGGGCUGAGUCUAUGUAAUAUAUACUAGGGGCUGAGUCUAUAUGUAGUAUAUACUGGGGCUGAGUCUAUAUAUAGUAUAUACUGGGGGCUGAGUCUAUAUAUAGUAUAUACGGGGGCUGAGUCUAUAUAUAUAGUAUAUACUAGGGGAUGAGUCUAUAUAUAUAGCAUAUACUGGGGCUGAAUCUAUAUAUAGUAUAUACUGGGGCUCAAUGUCCCAAAUGGGGCUCUAAUUCCAUCUAUCUCUCAUAGACUCCAGUAGAAUUCAGUUGUGGAUAUUUUUUAUACCUGAUUAAACUCAGUAGAAGGGCUGGUUUGUAUUGACAUGUCAUGAUCUGGAUGGAACCAGUGUUUUUUAGAAUAUUGUUCUGUUCCGGAACAGUAUAGAUCCCUUUCGUUGUCAGUUCUGGUUCUGUUCCUUGAAAUUCCAGUUUUCUUUUCUGUUCCCUGAACUGGUUCCAACCCCUGGUUUAGAAUAUUGUAAAGUAUCCAUUAAUUAAAUAAUAAAUGCUAACAAACUGUAAUCUUCUUAUUCAUUAAAGGUGGAUGAUGUUGGUA
Oncorhynchus kisutch (coho salmon) is the source of this 4443-nucleotide messenger RNA. Its product is annotated as zinc finger protein 2-like. NCBI's taxonomy places the organism in Eukaryota, Metazoa, Chordata, Actinopteri, Salmoniformes, Salmonidae. Gene Ontology annotation, molecular function: RNA polymerase II cis-regulatory region sequence-specific DNA binding; DNA-binding transcription activator activity, RNA polymerase II-specific. The transcript is spliced from 3 exons. The record is from RefSeq and is a predicted model, not a curated record. Bases 294 to 2357 code for a protein of 687 amino acids. Gene Ontology annotation, biological process: regulation of transcription by RNA polymerase II. Gene Ontology annotation, cellular component: nucleus.